This is a messenger RNA of Abrus precatorius (Indian licorice), 3221 nucleotides long. RefSeq names its product activating signal cointegrator 1 complex subunit 2. The transcript has 10 exons. Gene Ontology annotation, molecular function: ubiquitin binding. Lineage: Eukaryota; Viridiplantae; Streptophyta; Magnoliopsida; Fabales; Fabaceae. The record is from RefSeq and is a predicted model, not a curated record. The coding region runs from base 658 to 2724 and encodes 688 amino acids.
UUGUGCAUUUCAAUCGAGGAGUUGUCUACUCCAAACUUCACCAACUCAGUAUCGCAAGAGACUGAUACAAAUGUCCAAUCGAUCUGGUCAAGGUAGGCAAGACAACAAUAACAAGGGUUUCCCAAAACCCCACAAAAAAUUCGUCCCUAAAAAUCCCAAUCAAACCCCAACCCUCUCUACCUCUCUUAGAGAAAGACAACAAUCUGCUUCUGCUUCUGUUAGCACUACCAACAGAGGCUAUGGAAAUUUCGUUAAAUACUUGCCACAAGACGAGGCUGUGGCUGCUGGUCUCGGCGCCGAGGAUGGAGGAUUGGAUCCUCUUGAAUCUCAGACAGUUGUCGAUCUCUUGAAUUCACACUUAUCUCGCCUCCUCAAACUCAAACCCAAGGAAUUCUGGAAACAAGUGGCCACUGAUACCUCUCUGCAUGAAUUUCUGGAUAGCUUCUUACAGUUUAGGAGCAGGUGGUAUGAUUUCCCUCAUCGUGGGGUUAAAGGGAUUGUUGCAGGUGUUAUUGUUGGAGAGCGCGAUUUGAGUCGCCGCGUUUUCAUGCUGUUGUAUCGCAUGUCUUCCAAUAAAGACCCUGGUGCUCGGCCUGCCGAUACACUCAGUUUGAGAGACCAUGGAGACUGUCCGAUGCAUGCACGUGUGGGCUUCAUAUGUCCAUCUUUGUACACACAGGCAUUGGACGUUCAUCGGAACUAAGUUUUUCUACAUGUUCUGUAACGUUAUGGAUAUUUCUUUUGCAGGAGAAGAAGUUGCUUGAAUUGCCAAAAUUGUUAGACAUAUGUGCCAUAUACUAUCAUGAAAAUGAAGAACUAACAAGAUCACUGGUUGGAAAUUCUUUGGAUGCUCAGCCUUGGAUCCAUAAUAGUCUGACUUCAGUAAUAUCCCAUUUUCUAGGAAUUGUCAACACAAUGCAUGAACGUUGUAGUUCAUCAUUGGAGGUUUUAUUUUCUUCUGGAAAUCCCGAUAAUCAUAGUGCUGCUUUUCUUCAAGCUGAUCUGCUGGAGGUGAUGGACUUCAUAAAUGAUGCAAUUGUAUCGAUGGAUGCUUUUGUUAGUGCAUACAAACCAGCAGCUAUUUUCUUCUCUUGUCCAGUUGAAAUGAGUUAUGGGAAUGAAGAACUGCUGAGCCUCCUUGCCAGAUUAUAUGAUUCACUAAUUCCAUCCUUGCAUAAGGGAUUCUGUGUCAUUCUUGCUGACAAACAAGAUGGAACAGUGUCUAAUAUCUUAGUAAGUUUGAAGAUGUUAAGAAUGAGAUUGGUGAAGUUAGGAUGGCAAUUAUUGCACUUGUGCUAUCUAAGUGAUGAAGUGUUCAAAGAUGGGAUCCCUUUUCCAGCUGCCACAAAAAUGUUUCCUGCCAAUGUAGAGGACCCCGUCAUCAGAGCAGAUAUUCUGGUUCAAACAUUUAGAGAGAUCGAUUCAAUAUCAUUACAUAUUCUGGAAAGGCAUCAGAAGGAAACAUUUCUUCAAGCUGUUGAAAGAAAUUUCAAUAUACUAAGCAAGAUUGAAAGAUUAAAGCAUAAUGGAUGGGUAUUUGUUGAUGAGGAGCAGUUUCAAUAUAUAAAUGGGAUUUUGUGUUCUCCACAAGAGAUUUAUAAGGUGCCAUAUUCUGCAAUAACCCCUGUGCCGAACAAAACAUUGCAGAUGGAUGAAGAUGCUGCAAUUUCUGAGUCAAAAAUCAGUCAAAUUAGGGACCUGUUCCCUGAUUAUGGUAAAGGGUUUUUAGCUGCGUGUCUUGAUGUUUAUGAUCAGAAUCCUGAAGAGGUUAUUCAAAGAAUUUUAGAGGGAACCCUUCAUGAAGAUCUGCAGCGCCUGGACACUUCACUAGAGACAGUGCCACUAGCCAAGUCUACCUCUGUGGGGAGGAAUGACAAAGGAAAAGGCAAAUUAAUUGAUUCUACAUCACCAUCCUCAAAUACAGAAGUUGUUAUUGGUAAGCAACAGACAGAGGGACCGCCUAUGUCAUCCUCUGCUUCACUAGGAAAAUUUGUGAGGAAAACUAAAGCUGAUUUGCCGGAUCUCAGUAUUCUGGAUAAGAAGGGCGAGAAAGAUAUAUCAAAAACUGCUUUGCUUUUACAAUAUGAAUAUGAAGAUGAGUAUGAUGACUCAUUUGAUGACUUGGGUCUAAGCGUAGCAGACUCUGGAGUAGAAGAAAAUGAGAUAUUGCGUGAUGAAAUAAAUGCAAAGUUUGGGAGUUCGUGGGCAACUGAGGCUGGAAACUCGGGCCAAAAUGCCCAUGCCACUAAUUCAAAAUGGGGUUCAAGGAAAAAGCCACAGUACUAUGUCAAGGAUGGUAAGAAUUACAGCUACAAAGUGACUGGUGCAAUUGCAGUGGCAAACUCUGAUGAAGCUUCCCUAAUUACUCAAGCUCAGAAAGAAUUAAUACAUGGCCUGGGACGUGGUGGCAACCUUCCUCUCGGUGCGGUAAAGAAGUUGACAGAUUCCUACAACGAGGAUGAUAACCAAUUCCAGGUUACUGAAACAGAAGGGAGAGGAAUUUCGGGUAAUUCUAGAGGCAGGGGAAGGAAGGAAUGGGGUAAACAAAUUUCACCUCAGCAGCAGCAGCAGGAGAAACAAUCUGAUGAUGCUGAGGGGGGUGGGAAGGAGCAUAUCUCAAAUCAUAGGGGAAGAGGGAGAGGGAGAGGGAGGGGAGGAGGCAGAAAUUAUUACCAGAAGGACCGAGCCAUGAAGAAGCAUUUCUCUGGACUCGGUGGUUAUUAAGCACAUGCAAAUCAACACACAUAUCUCACUUGCCAAUAUACCACCCUUCGGCAUCUGUUCAGUGACCAUUUUUGACUUGUGUCUACAAAUGAAACAUAAUAUUCUGCAGGGUUAAAGUUUAAUGAGGUGCGUGGUGAUAGUGCAUAACCUCUCGUCUAUUGGCAUUUCUCCGCUCCUUUUGGAAACAUGGUUCAUCCAACUGACCGAUUACAAUCUACUAUGGAUGAGCAGAGACUUUCAUGUGUGUUUUUUCCUUUUUCUUUCGGUCCUCGUGGGUUAGGAGGAUUAAACUGAUAUAUCCAUACAUAGUAUUUAUCGAAUGCCCAAUCAGCCCUCUUCAUACCAACAUUCUCUACAGUAUCAAGAAUAGGAUAAUGUCUGUAAAGGUUAUUUCAUUCCGGAAGUGAAUUUUGUUUUGAAGGAUUUGGAUGUAUGUUACCUUACAUAUUUGCUUUAAUGCAGGGCGUAUGAAUAAUUUAUACAGCUACAUAUAAGUU